AUGGACAACGGCGAUUUCAGCGCUGCUUGCCCUAACAUCUAUAGCUUCGGCUUCGACAACCCCACUUGCUUCGUGCUGGACUUCCCCCCGCAGGCCGCCCCCGCGUCGAACGGAAGCGCCAAUAAUGUAUUCACCUAUAUCCAAGACUUUUGCACCCCAGAGCACCGAGUCACAGUUACGCCAGACGAGUCCCUGACAAGGAAAUGGACGAUAGAAUCCAACACUCUUGAAAUAGCAGCAGAGAUCGACACCUCUAAAGCCAGCUGCCAACAUGCCACUUUCAGUAUUGGCCGUGUGGACCAAUUGUGUGAACAAUACCUGUCUCAGAUCGUCUACCAGUGCGGUGUGCAAUAUGUGCACAGCUCGUUCCGGGGAUAUUUGGUGGUGGAUGAGUGCAAAGUAUGGGCAUCCCGGGCCCUGACCGCCAGUCAAUUCCGAGAAUACGCCAGGAAGGGCCUGGGUUAUAUAGAGCAUCUCGAGUCUGUGCUCGCGCGCAGAAGAAGGAAAAAUCGGGCCGACCUCACAGACGAGCUAGUGGCUGCUAAAUACCAAGUUAAAUGGGAAAGAAAAACUUCCGAUCAUCCCGACGACGAAUAUCUGGAAAAAAAAUUCGGAAUCCCCGACACCGAAGAGUUUUUCGAUGUGGAUGCGGUAUCCAGGGAGAACGACGAGCUCUACUAUCACAACUACUUCAACCCUCCGCGCGGCAUGAUCUUUGCCUUUGACAACGAAGGCGUAGGCCUACGGGAAAGAUGGUCCCAGAUGGCCUGGCACUUCUGGGUGAAGGCCUGUCUGAAGUACAAGGGCAUAUCUCCCUCCAGUCUCAGUGUCAUUAUACAGAACGAAGUAAAGAACGAAGAGACUCUCGAUGUGCUAGAAGAGGCUGCAGCCAGGGCAAAGGUCGGCCUGGCUCGUGCAGCCAGGAAAGAAACGAUGUGGACUCCUGAGAUGACAUUUGACCAAUUCGAUGAGGAAUUCUAUGCCAUCAUUGGCACUCCCAAUGGCAAAGGCGCUGCAUGGCUGUUAAUUGAUAAUGCAGCGACAUUGGGCAAAACCAUUACACGUAUUACUGCUUUCGGCAGAAAUGUGGGCUCGGCGAGAACAGUCAUAUGGAGAUGGGAGAUUAUCUUCUAUUUGGAUGUAUGGAGACCGGUGGGUAGAGAUAGGAACUGCAUAGUACUAUAA
Penicillium alfredii is the source of this 1185-nucleotide messenger RNA. RefSeq lists its product as uncharacterized. The transcript has 2 exons. The coding region runs from base 1 to 1185 and encodes 394 amino acids. NCBI's taxonomy places the organism in Eukaryota, Fungi, Ascomycota, Eurotiomycetes, Eurotiales, Aspergillaceae. The record is from RefSeq and is a predicted model, not a curated record.